GGGCCAAGUAUUUUGAAAUCGCCGAAUUUGAAACACGCAAGAAAACACAACUGACUGAACCGAUAGUUCUUUUCGAGCCAGUACCCAAAUCCACAUGGGAUCCUAACCGCUCAAACUGCCAAAAAAACAGUCCGCUGAAGUGGUCACCGGGUGUUUAUUUUCAAACUGAAUAAAAAUAUGUACCGCAAAAUGACCAUAAAUGUUUUCUGCUAAAUUUUUACUCAUCAUACGAGUGAUUUGCAUCACUCACAGUUUGACUUGGCCGUGUCCCAAACUGAACAUGACCUUGACCCGAGCACGAAGUCUGUUCUUAAACACGGAAUAUGGACACUACUUGGGAUCAUGCUUGAGAAGUGAAUCUAAAGAUGGUAUCUAUGUUCUGUGCAAGGACGCAAACAUGUGUGGCACUGAGGUCGAUCUGGGCCCAAAACAGGACUCCAGCUCUGGAACCCGGCUGGAUCCUAAAUUAAGAGAGGGUCCCUUGGAUUGUCUGGUCUACGUGAGAGCGGGUGGAGAUAGCAAGUGUCAGUGGCUGGAGAAAGAGUUGUUGUCCAGGGACUCUAAUGACUGCGUGGGCGUGACGUGUGAGGAGGGCAAAUGUGUGGACAGACUGGGAUACUUCGAAUGUGUCACUAAUGAUGGUCAUGAUCGUUUUAACCAACAGUGUUGGUCACAAGCUUGUCGUGAAACGGAGGGGUCGGAUUCCGGUAGGACAUCGCCCCAGCCGAGUACGACAGCACCGAAGUCGAGUUCAACAGCUUCAACCAGAUUCUCGUCAAUAUCCAGUGCAAAACUAGCUCCAGUUAGUUCUCACACUGAGUCUCCUUUGAAGUUCAGCUGGAGCGAAUGGUCAGAAUCCGAUCUCAAUCUGAAGGCAACUGACACUGGAUGGUACGAGUUUAGAUCCAGGAGUUGUGUGAACAAUAACGGAGAAAUUGAUGAGAGCAAAUGCGUAGGAGAUCCAAUCGAAGUGAUGCUGUCUCAUGAAUUCCAAGAGAUCAAACUGGGAUUUUACAAUGCGCGUGAGUGGUGUCUAAGCUCAGGAUCGACUUUGUUAUCAUACAUAAAAAGCACUGAGCAAACAGAGUUCGUCAUGUCUGUAAUGAAUGAAAUCAAUGUGAAUGAAAUUUGGCUUAACGCGCACUGGGUAGACGGCAAACUCGUCGAUCGUGACGGAGGAGUUAUUCCUGUCACACCCGUCGAUGAUCCUGACCGAAUGGCAAAUCUUUGCGCUGUAUUGGAUCGCAAGAAUUCUAUCAAGUUUGAACAAUGUAAUCAGCAAUACUUUCUGGUAUGCACCAAAAACUAGCCGAGUUGUCGACAAAAAAAUUGAAAAUCAGACACCAGAAAGAAUUCUUGUUUUGUUCAUUAUUG
This is a messenger RNA of Symsagittifera roscoffensis, 1374 nucleotides long. RefSeq lists its product as uncharacterized. Bases 200 to 1309 code for a protein of 369 amino acids. The record is from RefSeq and is a predicted model, not a curated record. The transcript is spliced from 2 exons. NCBI's taxonomy places the organism in Eukaryota, Metazoa, Xenacoelomorpha, Acoela, Convolutidae.